Brienomyrus brachyistius is the source of this 2678-nucleotide messenger RNA. RefSeq names its product F-box only protein 11-like. Gene Ontology annotation, biological process: protein ubiquitination; regulation of apoptotic process; ubiquitin-dependent protein catabolic process. The record is from RefSeq and is a predicted model, not a curated record. Bases 733 to 1077 code for a protein of 114 amino acids. Lineage: Eukaryota; Metazoa; Chordata; Actinopteri; Osteoglossiformes; Mormyridae. Gene Ontology annotation, molecular function: zinc ion binding. The transcript is spliced from 4 exons.
UAAACUCCGCAUUUUGGUAGCAACAUUCCCGCAGACUGGGGAGUGGCCGGAUCUCUGUAGGUGGGUAUACCUACUUUUGGUCUGGUCAGACUGAUGGCUGCCAUACUCGGGGAGUAGCCAUUGCUGUAGCAGAUCGGCUCCUCCUGAUGGUGUCUGAUGUCACUCCUUUCAAUGAGUGUAUUAUGAGACUCCGGCUAAGGCACUCCUUGGGUGUCUUGUCUGUUGUUUCAGUAUAUGCUCUGAUCACAUUAAGUGAUGUCUCAUUGAGGGAGACAUUUUACUCGCAACUUCACUUAGUGGUUGAAGAGUGCCCACGAGGUGACACUCUGGUUAUGGGUAACAUCUUCAAAGUGACCACUGGCACUGACAGGGCUGGCUCUCAGGACUGUUUCAGUCCCCAUGGGUCUGGAGACCAGGGUGAGAGUGGCUCCAUGUUCCUUGACUUUGCGAAAGGUCGGGGCUGCCCGUCGCUGGAUCCUGGUUCCAUUGCCCUGAGCCGCAUCAUUGGACUUGGUACUCCAAUGCUGGUGGUGCAGCGAAGGAGAUCGAUCACAUCCUCACUGGCAGACAUUGGAAGCUCCUUCAGAACUGCAGGGUCUACAGAAAUGCCUAGUUUGUGAAUUCUGACCACAGACUUGUUGCUACUCUGAAGAUUCAGCUUAAAUCCACUACACUACCACCUACUAGGAGAGUAGGUGUGAGGCUGGACAGUUUUUUCAAGUGAUUUUAGAGAUGAAAGAUAACAAGAUAAUGAACAACCAAGAUGCCAUUGAAAAAGCUGUCUCUAGGGGGCAGUGCCUGUAUAAGAUUUCCAGUUACACCAGCUACCCGAUGCACGAUUUUUAUAGGUGUCACACAUGUAAUACCACAGAACGUAAUUCCAUCUGCCUGAACUGCAUCAAGAAGUGCCAUCAAGGACAUGAUGUUGAGUUCAAUCGGCACGACAGGUUUUUCUGUGACUGUGGAGCAGGGACAUUGUCAAACCCAUGCACACUUGCUGGAGAGCCCACACAUGACACAGACACUCUGUAUGACUCUGCCCCUCCUAUAGAGUCCAAUACAUUGCAGCACAACUGAGCUUGACCUCAGCUGUUACCUUUUAAAGGGCCGUGGACUAAACGCACCAAAUGGAUGCUUUGAUCAGUCUGGACCCAAAAAGACUCCAUGUUUAAUGUAUGAUGAUGGAGAAAGAUAUGCACACUAGAAAUAAAAUCUUUAAAAACAUACUAAAAAACUGAAAAGCAAAAGCUGACCCAGCUUCUAAUGGAGAAGUUUAUAUAUUUAAAGAAAACCUUUAAAAGGCUUUCCUGUGUCUGUGGAUGUAAAACUUUUUUUUUCUGUUAAUGCAAACGUUUUGAAGAAAAGAAGAAAUGAACGUCGAAGAGAAGCAAUAUGUUGACUCAGGAUUAUGGAGAGUAAGGGGGCGUGACUUCAGCUGUACUGCCUCUGCAACAUCUGAGAUGCUGCUGUAGGAGGAGCUUAGCUGCAGUCUGGUACCCAGAAACACAAGGAGCCAUAGUCCCUCUCACUGAAGAGGGAUGUCAUCCUGUUCAGUAGGCUGGGCGCUGCCCAUACAGCCACCUUGGCAACUGUUUCUAAACAGCAGUGGUGCUGGUAAAUGUUUGGUGAAGGAACAAAAGGUGAUCUAGCACUUCAGCUUUUUUUAAUGCCAUUCUGAUUGUCACAUGAUUUUAAUGCUUUCCCACAUAGUUUUGUAUUUUCAAGCAUAAAUCUUACUGUACUUGAAUGUCUUAUUAUUAUUAUUAUUAUUAUUUUGAUAACACUCCCUUUGCUUACUGUAUAGCUUGUCAAGCCCCGGUAUCUAAGUUCUUUCUGUGAAAGAGAAAUCAAUGGAUUACACAGAUUUGAUUUAGGAACGCUAAAUUUACUCCAGCAAUGUUAAUAUAUUAAAAUUAAUGUUUUUUUUUCCUUUUCUUUAAUUGCAAAAGCAAAAGGAAUGUUUUGAGUAGUGUGCAUUCUUGAGCUGUGUUACCUUUUGCUAAGGUAUAAACAAUUUUGUUGAUACACUUAAAUGUGGUUAAGGCUGCUUGAAAUGACUGUUGGGGUAACCCUGUUAUGUCUCCCAUUGGUGCUCAGGCACACUAGGGACUUAGGCUUGUAAUGCACAAAAAGUCACGUCACGUGGUUAAAACGUUUCACAUGGGUAAUGGUGGGUGAAGUGUGCUAAAUGUUAAUCUCUGUGGAUAUCUGGCCAUUUCUGGAAGUUUUAGUUGAAAUGAUCUACAGGAAUACAUGUCUCAAAACAUUUAUUUUAACCCCUGGGGCUCAAGCAAGGCACAGCAUAUGAGUACUUUCUGGCAAAGCAUCACGAGAGAGUGUUUAUAGUGAUGUCUCGUGUGAGUGGCAAUCGCGUGUGACUGUGACUUUUCCCCCUUUUUCCUCGAUAAGAAACGAGACAUUGCUGGAGAUGAACCCUAUAGCCCCCCGCUGUAUUAAAGCUGAUGUGCUUGUCUAUACAGCACUCAACUGUUUCAUGGCUUAUUUUUUUCUUUUUUUGAGGGAUUUUAUUUGUUUUUCAUUGUGUAUUGGUGACUGUGGGUUCUCAUACAGCUUGGAUUGUAUGCAUGUACCAUACCAUCUCAAUUUAAUAUAUUGUGAAGUAUUCAACAACCAUUAUGUAGAUGCUAGUAUGAAUUAAAAGGGUAUAAUUUCCUACA